CAUGGAGAGCGACAGCCACCACUCUCACAUCUAGUGCCUGAUCCACAAGCCUUCAUCACCCAGGGAGGAGCUCUCAGGUCCCGGCCGUCUCCCUGCUACUGUAGAAUGAAUAUGCUCAAGUCCAGUGGACUGAAAAUCCCUGGCCGCGGGCCCAAGCAUUCCAGCCCAGUGGGAAGGACCUCAGCGGGAGGAACUUCUAGCCCUGUCGUCCCUAAAGACAAUACUCCACUCAAGCCCAUCACACCAACUAAAAUCUCGGAAGAAGGCGAUGAUGUUUUGGGGGAUUACACAGUGGGUGAGCAGGUAUGGGUCAACGGCGUCAAACUAGGAGUUAUCGCCUACCUAGGGGAGACCCAGUUUGCCCCAGGACAGUGGGCAGGCGUGAUACUGAAUGACCUAGUUGGCAAAAACGAUGGUUCGGUGGGCGGCGUGCGCUACUUUGAGUGCCAGCCCCUCCAGGGCAUCUUCACGCGACCCUCGAAGCUCAACCGGCAGCCAGUGGGAGAAGGAAGCGAUAGCCACUCCACUGACUCGCUCUCUGCCCAGAAUCAGACUCAGCAAGGCAGCAGUGGCACCCCUUCUGGUCAGCGGGUGAUAAUGCCACUCAGAGAGGGCUUACUCAACAGCGCCGUGAAAACGGGCAAUGAGUCGGGGUCCAACAUGUCUGACAGUGGAUCGGUUAAGAAAGCUGGAGAUAAGGAUCUUCGAGUUGGAGAUCGAGUUUUGGUUGGGGGCUCUAAAAUGGGAGUCAUACGCUACAUGGGGGAGACAGACUUCGCCAAGGGUGAAUGGUGCGGGGUCGAGCUGGAUGAGCCCCUGGGAAAGAAUGAUGGUGCUGUAGCUGGUACAAGAUACUUCCAGUGUCUUCCCAAGUUUGGCCUCUUUGCUCCGAUCCAUAAGGUGAUCCGCAUCGGCUUCCCCUCCACCAGCCCGGCCAAGGCAAAGAAGAGCAAACGGGUGGCCAUGGGGGUUUCCUCUCUGGCCCACAGCCCCAGCAGCUCCUCCAUCAGUUCAGUCAGCUCGGUGGCCUCCUCUGUGGGUGGACGACCGAGCCGAGCUGGACUGCUGACAGAAACAUCAUCACGCUACGCCCGGAAGAUCUCGGGCACCACCGCGCUCCAGGAAGCCCUGAAGGAGAAGCAGCAGCACAUUGAGCAGCUGCUGGCCGAGAGAGACUUAGAGCGAGCCGACAUGGCCAAGGCCACCAGCCACAUCUGCGACGUGGAGAAGGAGAUGAACACCAUCAAGACACAGCACGUUCAGUAUGUAACAGAAAACGAGAAUAACCUCCAGCAAGUCAAAGCCAUGUUGGCCAGCACACAGAAAGAUAAACUGGAACUGGCCAAUCAGCUUGAAGAAGAGAAAAGGAAAGUGGAGGAUCUUCAGUUCAGAGUAGAGGAGGAAUCAAUCACCAAGGGAGACCUGGAGACUCAGACAAAAAUGGAACAUGCCCAUAUUCGUCAGCUUGAGCAGAGCCUGCUCCUCGAAAAGUCGAGAGCAGAGGGGCUUCACAAAGAAUUAGAGAAGAGGAGGCAAACCACAGUCGAAGAGCAGAGUCGCAUUAUGCAGCUGGAGGAGGAGCUCAGCGUCAGUAGAGCAGAGAUUGCGAGCCUUCAAGUUCAACUCAGAGGCACCAACUCGAGCUCGCAAGAAGCCAACGACAGCGACGCAGCCCCGGGGUCUGACAUCAAGCCAGAGACCCUCCUCCUGCGAGAGCAGCUGCUGUCAGUGGGCCGCGAGCACUACAAGGAGAGCAGCGAGCUUAAAGAGAAGUACGAGAAGGAAUUAUCAGCCAGCCAGCAGGAGGUAGUCUCGCUGAAGGCAGUGGUUGAUAAACAGAACCAGGAGAUCAGUGAGAUGAAGCAGAAAGUCCAACAGGCCACCAAGGAAAACAUGGAAAUGAUGGACACCUGGAAGUCCAAAUUUGACACUUUAGUGAUCGACCACCAGCGAUCUUUGGAAGAACUGAAAGCCUCGCUGAGUAGUAAUCACACUACUCCAGCAGGCCCAGAGCAGGACGCUCAGGAGCUGAGAACCUCCCUGGAGAGCUUGAAGAUGGAGCACCAGUUGGAGAUGGAGAAUCUCAAGGCCAAACACGCCAUCGAAGCCGCCAUUCUGUCAAAGGAACGCGAGGAUCUUAGCGCUCGUCUGCAAGAUGCCAAAAACCAGCUGGCUGAAGGAAACCAGACGUGGAGGACCGAGGUGGAGGCCAAAAGCGGGAAGCAGGCCUUGGAAGAGGCUACUGAUAAGCUACAUAAAGCAGAGCAAAGGCUGGCAGAGAUGGAGAAGCUUCGGAUGGAGCAAGACAAAAGCAUGGAGGAGCUGAGAGCGAGGCUGGAGCUGUCAGAGAAGAAAAUGACGGACUACGAAGCCCUGCAGAAGGCCCAGGCGGAGAGCCAGGAAGAGAUCCAGAAACUGGAGGAGAAGCUGAGGGUGACAGCGAACCAGCUCCAGGCCAUCCAGUCAGACCGCUACACAUCCCACGAUGCAAAUGUGAUAGAGGAUAAUGAAAUUUCAGAUGAGAGGAUGAAGCUAAAACAGAAUAUCGAAGAAACAAUGGAGAAGUUGCUGAAAAGGGAAAAAGAGGUCUCCACUCUCACUUCCCAGGUUGAAGCCCUCAAAUCACAGAUUGGAGGGCUGGAGGGUAAAGUUCGCUCAGGGGAGAAGAAGGCUGAAGCUCUGGCCAAAGAGAAGGUGCGUGUAGAGGCGGAGCUGGAAUCCAUGACCAGGAAGUCCCAUGAUGCCUCUGGGCAGCUGGUCAGCAUCAGCCAGGACCUUCUGAAAAAAGAGAGGAGUCUGAAUGAGUUGAGGGUCUUGCUCCUGGAGUCACAUCGCCAUUCACGAGACAUGGAGAAAGACCUGAACCGAGAAGUGCACAAGGCCGAGUGGAAGGUCAAGGAACAGAAGCUUCAGGAUGAUAUCAAGAGCCUGCGAGAAAAACUUCUUCUGCUGGGUCGUGAACGCUCUUCACCCGACCACCGGCGGUACUCCAUGCUGGAGCCCUCAGCCCUGGACACUGAGGUGAACCGCCUGCGCCAGAGGCUGCUCAGCACCGAGGAGGCCCUGAGAAACGCCCUGGAACAUAACCAGCAAGUCGACCAGCUGGUCCAGGCCAUGGGCAGGCGUCCAGAGAAAAGCCCGGUGCAUGGUGCAAAUUCAGCCAAUGGAAUUCAUCAUCAGGAGUCAGACAAUACUCGAGAUGUUGGAACAACACUGAUAUGAGCAAACAAGAUGAGACUGAACUGGGACACGCAGAGGUACAUCUUAAAAGGAAAACCUUGUCCAACAUUUCGCCUGAUCCUGCGAUGGACGUCUGAAGAAAAAAAAAAAAUUCAGUUUACAGUUUUAAAAAACCAAAACAGCGAAUCUCUAUCUCAAGUGAAAUUAUGUGUUGUUGCAGAAAGCACCUAUUAGCAAAACAUGAGGACCGCUUUACAGUACUAUAAAAAUAUAGACAGGAAAUGGGACAAUGGACAUGAAGAGAUAUUAUCGGUACAACUCCUGAUGGCAACUUCUGAUGCUUUACUGUAGUUAGAAAAGUUUUGAGUCUACACGUUGCCAGAAACUCUUUUGACAAUUCUGAAUUUUGAUCCGGACGGCGAAAAUGGAUGAUGAUGAUGAUGAUGAUGAUGGACGUCGAGGUUGAAGAACUGAACUGGGUCUCAGUCGCUUUGUUUGUUUUUUAUUUAUUACUUUUACUUUGCUCCUCAGCAUUGUAAUAAUCAUCUAUAGAUGAGCUGUCUUGGCCAGUGACACUCAGAGAAACUCUUGAAGGAUGACACUGACAUUUUUUAUUUUUAGGGAUUUGGCUCAUUUGUCACCUUUUAUAAGAGGAUUUGAUAGCAAACUUGUCACAGUUAGCUCUGUCCAGUGCACACGGACCUGCUUUAAUGCACAAAUUGAUGACAUAAUUGAGGUUGAUUUGUAUUAUUGUACACGUUUUUGUCUUUUUAAGUAUCAAAACAGUUGAAAAAAUGCUCAUUAUUUCAUCCCUUGUGGUGUAUGGAGGUUUUGGGUAGACUGAAUCCAUUUGGGUUAUAUAACAGAUUACAACAGUGACCAGUUUGGGUUUUGGAAAAAAACUGGAUGAAAAUGUCUCAAAACCACAAAAAAACUUCUCAGUUCCCACAGCGUAAUGAGGCUCUUCAUUUUCCAUUUAUGUGUUAAGUAUGAUUCACACACUAUAUACAUGUCAAGGAGCCAAAUUGUUCAGCCAGAAUGUGGCUAACUACACCGCUCCUGUCUCAAUUUGGAGAUUUUAUACCACAAGUUUAAAAAAAAUGUCUUGGUUCAUAAAGUCAGGUAUAAAUAAAGAGUACAAAAAUGUGUUGCUAUAUGGCAAACAUCAGCAGCAAGUUACUUGUGAAGUAUUCUGAAUUUUAAAAAAUCUUCUAUCUAUCUAAAACACAUUUCAGGUUGUAGAUUCAGGUCUUUAAGGGAGCAAUC
Scomber japonicus (chub mackerel) is the source of this 4446-nucleotide messenger RNA. RefSeq names its product CAP-GLY domain containing linker protein 2 (gene clip2). Gene Ontology annotation, cellular component: nucleus; microtubule plus-end; cytoplasm. Gene Ontology annotation, molecular function: microtubule plus-end binding. Gene Ontology annotation, biological process: cytoplasmic microtubule organization. The record is from RefSeq and is a predicted model, not a curated record. NCBI's taxonomy places the organism in Eukaryota, Metazoa, Chordata, Actinopteri, Scombriformes, Scombridae. Bases 106 to 3222 code for a protein of 1038 amino acids. The transcript is spliced from 17 exons.